Molecule: messenger RNA, 4860 nt
Organism: Erigeron canadensis
Lineage: Eukaryota; Viridiplantae; Streptophyta; Magnoliopsida; Asterales; Asteraceae
Product: ABC transporter C family member 10
Exons: 12
Coding region: 177-4583 (1468 amino acids)
Biological process (GO): transmembrane transport
Cellular component (GO): vacuolar membrane; plant-type vacuole
Molecular function (GO): ATP hydrolysis activity; ATP binding; ABC-type transporter activity
Source: RefSeq, a predicted model, not a curated record
CUUUGUUUUCAGGGAGGAAAUUAAAUAGAAAAAAAGAAAAGGAAAAAAUUAAAAGAAAGGAGGCAGGUUUGACAGUUUUGAAUUGCUACCCCUUUGCCAGCCAGUAUUAAUUGAUUAAAUUCAGUGUUGGGAAAGGCAAAGAGGGUAGUGAUUAAAUAUAUACUGUAGAAGACAUUAUGGAUGAUGUGUGGAGUUCAUUCUGUGGGUGUUCGAACAGUGGUGACAAACAUUGUGGUCCAGAUUUGGUUUUCAUUGCUAAUCCAUCUUCGUGUAUGAACCAUGUCUCCAUCAUUUGUUUCGAUGUAGUGCUCCUCAUAAUGUUAUUACUCAACAUGUUUUACAAACCACCAACGAAAUCUACUGGAAGAUCACCCUGGAAAUCAAGUUUACACUUGGUUUCUGCAAUCUUCAAUGGUUUACUCGGCACUCUGUACUUGUGUUUGGGCAUUUUGACAUUGAAGACAACCAUAAACGCAAAUCACACCGCUUUUCCUUUUCAUCAAUGGCUACUGCUCUUGUGUCAUGGAUUGACAUGGUCAGCAAUCUCACUAGCAGUGAGCCUAUGGGGAUGUUGUUUUUCAAAAAGACCCUUUCGGCUUCUGUCGAUAGUUGCCUUUCUUUUUGCUGGAAUCGUUGGCAUCUUAUCUCUUCUAUCUUUGAUUGAUAGCAGAAAGGUGUCAAUCAAGACAGGUUUGGAUGUAGCAUGUUUCCUAGGAGCAGGAUUAUUAUUGUCAUGCACUUAUAAGGGCUAUAACUAUGAAGAAACUGAUGACAAAGACCUUUAUGCUCCCUUAAAUAGUGAGACUAAUGGCAUCAAAGUAGCUGGUAAUGACAAUCUUACCCCUCUUGCCAAAGCAGGUUUUCUCAAUGUAAUGUCCUUUUGGUGGUUGAAUCCGCUAAUGAAAACGGGUAGUCAGAAAACCCUUGAAGAAAAAGAUAUGCCCAGGUUGCGCAUUGAAGAUGGAGCAGAAUCAUGUUAUUUACGUUUCUUGGAGCAGUUCAAUAACCAUAAGGAUUCUCAUCCAUCGAUCUUGAGGACAAUCGUGAUGUGCAAUAUAAAAGAGCUUCUAAUAUCUGGAUUCUUUGCACUGAUGAAAAUUAUCACAGUAUCUGCCGGCCCUCUAUUUCUUAAAGCUUUUAUAAGAGUUGCUGAAGGUUAUGAAAGCUUUAAUGGUGAAGGUUUUGUGUUAGCUAUAGCACUUUUUUUCAUCAAAAUAUUAGAGUCGUUAUCACAACGACAAUGGGACUUUAGAUGCAGACUUAUUGGUAUAAGGGUUAGAUCAUUGCUUACAGCUGCAAUUUAUAAAAAACAAUUGAAUUUGUCUAAUGCUGCCAAGAUUACCCAUUCGGCUGGUGAGAUCAUGAACUACGCAACUGUGGAUGCUUAUAGGAUCGGGGAGUUUCCUAAUUGGCUCCAUCAAAGCUGGACAACCACUCUCCAGCUUAUCUUUGCACUUGCAAUUCUUUUUCAGGCUGUAGGUUUGGCUACAUUUGCAUCUUUAACAGUCAUAAUCUUUACAGUUAUCUGCAAUGCACCACUCGCUAAAUUACAGCACCAGUUCCAGUCGAAGCUAAUGGUUGCACAGGAUGAACGCCUUAAAGCAAUCUCAGAAGCUCUUGUGAAUAUGAAAGUUUUGAAACUUUACGCAUGGGAGAUUCAUUUUAAGGGUGUGAUUGAAAAGUUAAGGGCAGUCGAGCAUAAAUGGUUAUCGGCUGUUCAGCUUCGUAGAGCUUAUAAUAGCUUUCUUUUUUGGUCGUCUCCACUUCUGGUCUCAACUGCUACGUUUGGGGCUUGUUACUUCAUUGGGAUUCCGUUGAAUGCUAGUAAUGUUUUCACAUUUGUGGCUACUUUACGUUUGGUUCAGGAUCCUAUUAGAACUAUCCCUGAUGUUAUUGGGAAUACUAUUCAAGCAAAAGUAGCAUUUUCAAGAAUCUUGAAUUUUCUAGAGGCACCGGAGCUCGAGAGUGCUCAUGUUAGGCAGAAGGUGAAUAACGAGGGUUUUCAUUAUAACAUUUUGAUCGAUUCAGCAAGUCUUUCUUGGGAAGGGAAUCUAGUGAAGCCCACACUUCAAAAGAUUAAUUUACAGGUUCGAUUGGGUGAAAAAAUUGCUAUAUGUGGAGAGGUGGGUUCAGGCAAGUCCACACUUUUAGCUGGAAUUCUUGGAGAGGUUCCGAUCAUCGAGGGAUCUCUUCAAGUAUAUGGGAGCAUUGCAUAUGUUUCUCAGUCAGCUUGGAUUCAAACAGGUAGCAUACGGGAUAAUAUUUUGUUCGGGUCUGCAAUGGAUAGUCAGAGAUACCAAGAAACGCUUGAGAAGUGUUCUUUGGUGAAGGAUCUUGAGUUGCUAACGUACGGUGAUCUCACUGAGAUAGGGGAAAGAGGUGUUAACCUCAGUGGUGGACAGAAGCAAAGGAUUCAACUCGCUCGUGCUUUAUACCAGGAUGCAGAUAUCUAUCUUUUGGAUGAUCCCUUUAGUGCUGUGGAUGCACAUACUGCUUCAAGCUUAUUUAAUGAAUUUGUUAUGGAAGCGCUUUGCAGGAAGACAGUUUUGCUUGUCACUCACCAAGUUGAUUUCCUUCCGACAUUUGAUUCUGUUCUGUUAAUGUCGGAUGGGGAAAUUCUAGCAGCUGCACCUUACAAUCAACUAAUGUCAUCAAGCCAGGAGUUUCAAAACUUGGUAAAUGCACACAAAGAAACUGCAGGUUCCGAAAGGCUUGCAGAAGUUACCUCUUCCACAAACAAAAUACCUUCAAUAAAAGACAUUAAAAAUAGCCGCACAACCAAUUUAUCUGAAAACCUGGAAAACAACCAGUUGAUCAAAAAAGAAGAAAGGGAAGAAGGUGACACGGGUUUGAGACCCUACAUACAAUAUUUAAGUCAGAAUAAAGGUUAUGUGUUCUUCUCCGUAGCUGUACUCUCACAAGUGACCUUCGUGGCAUGUAAUGUAUGUCAAAAUUCAUGGAUGGCUGCAAAUGUGGACAAUCCCGAUGUCAGUACUUUGAAACUGAUUGUGGUUUACUUAGUUAUCGGUGUUAUAGCAAUUGGGUUCUUGCUCCUCAGAUCACUCUUCACAGUUGCAUUGGGAUUACAAUCUUCAAAGUCGAUAUUUUCACAGCUACUAAUCUCUCUUUUUCGUGCACCAAUGUCGUUUUACGAUUCAACCCCUUUGGGUAGGGUAUUAAGCAGGGUGUCGGUUGAUUUGAGUAUUAUUGAUCUUGAUAUUCCAUUUAACCUGAUAUUUGCUCUUGCUGCUACAACAAAUUUCUUUUCAAAUAUGGGGGUGCUAAUCUUUGUCACCUGGCAAGUCUUGUUUGUCUCGGUACCACUGGUUUAUGUGGCACUUCGCUUACAGAGGUAUUACUUCUCGUCUGCAAAAAUGCUGAUGCGGAUCAAUGGGACAACCAAAUCUUUGGUGGCAAACCAUCUUGCAGAAUCAGUGGCAGGAGCCAUGACAAUCAGAGCUUUUAAACAAGAAGAUCGAUUCUUUGCUAAGAAUUUUGAUGUAGUAGAUAUUAAUGUUAGUCCGUAUUUGCACAGUUUUGCUGCAAACAAUUGGUUGAUCCAACGGCUUGAAACAAUCAGUGCCACCGUUUUAUCAGCUUCAGGGCUCUGCUUGGUUUUGCUUCCUCCUGGAACUUUCAGUUCUGGUUUUAUUGGAAUGGCGAUAUCUUAUGGGCUUUCUUUAAACAUGUCACUUGUUAUGUCGAUUCAAAACCAGUGCACAUUGGUAAACAAUAUCAUCUCAGUCGAAAGAGUCAACCAGUACAUGCAUUUACCUAGUGAGGCUCCUAUAGUUAUAGAAGAGAAUCGUCCACCUGCUAACUGGCCGAGCAGGGGUAAAGUCGAUAUUCAGGAUUUGCAGAUUAGGUACCGACCUGAUGCACCUCUAGUUCUUCGAGGGGUUACAUGUACAUUUCAAGGAGGGCACAAGAUUGGUAUUGUUGGGAGGACGGGUAGUGGAAAGACUACACUCAUUGGUGCAUUAUUUCGUCUAGUGGAACCCACUGGUGGGAAAAUUCUUGUUGAUGAGAUUAAUAUUUCUACAGUUGGACUUCAUGAUUUAAGGUCACGUUUCGGGGUUAUACCUCAAGAUCCUACUCUUUUUAAUGGAUCAGUUAGAUACAAUUUGGAUCCCCUAUGUCAACAUACAGAUCAGGAAAUAUGGGAGGUUCUAGGCAAGUGUCAACUCAGAGAGGCCGUUCAGGAUAAAAUAGGAGGGCUGGAUUCCAUAGUAGUUGAAGAUGGAACAAAUUGGAGCAUGGGGCAGCGCCAGUUGUUUUGCUUGGGGCGUGCAUUGUUGAGGCGAAGCAAGAUUUUGGUACUAGAUGAGGCAACUGCAUCAAUUGACAAUGCCACAGACACAAUGUUACAAGAAACCAUCAGAUCCGAGUUUGCUGAUUGCACUGUAAUCACAGUGGCUCACCGGAUACCAACCGUGAUGGAUUGCACCAUGGUUCUAACUAUGAGUGACGGAAAAAUCGCAGAGUAUGAUGAACCGAUGAAGCUGAUGAGAAGAGAUGAUUCUUUGUUUGGACAGCUUGUGAAGGAAUAUUGGUCACAUUCUCAAUCUACCGACAUUCUUUGAAUUGAAGAUCAGAUGGCUGUCCACCAUGCAUUUGACUACGUAUAAUCUUAUCAUACGAAAAAUAAGGCUUUAGAGAGAUGUACAGGUAAGGUACGUGUGUGUUCUGUUAACAGCCAUCCUUUUGUGGGCCGGGAUCAGCAAUAUAGAUCAUACUCGUGUUCCCAGGUCAAUUAUUCUUUUCCUUGGGAAAAGUCAAAAAAAUGUACAUAGCGAAAUUCAUGUUACUAUUCCAAACAUGGCAUUUUUUGAUGUAUCAAUAGUAGCUUACUUAAUAACA